Molecule: messenger RNA, 1497 nt
Organism: Cyanidioschyzon merolae strain 10D
Lineage: Eukaryota; Rhodophyta; Bangiophyceae; Cyanidiales; Cyanidiaceae
Product: similar to adenylyl cyclase-associated protein CAP2
Exons: 1
Coding region: 1-1497 (498 amino acids)
Biological process (GO): cytoskeleton organization; regulation of adenylate cyclase activity
Cellular component (GO): cytoplasm
Molecular function (GO): adenylate cyclase binding; actin binding
Source: RefSeq, a predicted model, not a curated record
AUGAGAACGCAGGUGCAUGUUCUGGUGCUAGAGCAAACCCCAACAGGCAUUCUAGGCAAGGCACAAACAAUACAUCCAGUUCUGGGAGAGUCCUGCGCUGGCGUGGCGCUACGAUCGCCGCCAUCAGGACGCGUGUCCAAGCUUUUAAAUUUCUCUUCUACAGCAUGUUCCAUCAUGACAUCCAGUAGCCUCCAGGAGUGGCUUCAGGAACCCUCUAAACGCCUUCAGAUCGAAGCAGACACAAACUGCUGCAAGAGCAAACCCGAAGUUGCGCUCUUAAACGAUGCUGUUGUGAGUACGUCUGCUCUAUUGGAGGCUGUAGGCCGGGGCGGCACCACAGGAAGCGAAACGGUCGGAGCUACCAGGGCCAAACUGGAGAAGCGUGUUUACUUCCAGAUCGCGCAGUGUGCGAGUCUUGGUCCAGACUCGCCCGUAGCGGUCGUUGCGAAAGCACUGCGUUUUUACGAGGUCGAGGAGUUGGAUGCGCUCUUUCAGCGGUGCCUGCAAGAGCUUGCUCGGUUACCGCUCCGCGAAGGGCGCACUCCCGCAUACGUGGCGUGCGUGCGUGACUGGUUAGAGGCGUUACAGUCGUACGCACAACGUUAUCGUGAGGGUGCUUGCUCACGACUAGUACCCGAAGACGUAUCGACGCCAAACACGCAACCGGAAACGGCAACUGAGCAGUCGGGGGAGACGCUGUCGUUUGCGGCACCGACGCCGCCACCGACACCAGCGGCUGAUGAAGGACAAAGUUCCAGACUCUCGCUUGAGAAAAUGGCGCCUGGUACAGUUUCGACGACAGCUGCGAACAGGGAAGCGCUUCUUUCCCAGAUAGAAGCAGCGGGGGACGCGAUCACCACCGUGUUGCGACCGACGCGUGCAGUACCGGCAAAAGCCCCCGCCGCCACGGAACCUGUUCGCUGUGAGCCAGCUCCGCCCGUCACGACGGUACCCACUCAACAGAAGUCACAUGAGUCAGGCGAGACACCGCUUCUACUCUUCGAGCGCACCGCAAACCGCUGGCGAAUUGAACACUUUCGGGCGCUCUCUGCGGAGCCGCUGCAGGUGUCGAUCUGUCACCCCCGCGAAACCGUCUACGUUUACCGAUGCGAAAAACAGAGUAUCAAAAUUAGAAACAAAUGCAAUACGCUUAUGCUGGACGCUUGUCGCGACGUGGUGGUGCUUUUCGAGAGUGUUGUUUCAGCUGUCGAGGUUGUCCGAUGCAGCAAGUGCAGACUGCACUUUACCGGCUGCGUACCGUCCAUCUCGAUCGACAACUGCGAUAGCAUCGUAUUGUACGGAAUGCCGGGCCAAGUCAUCACAUGCUGCGCAACGGCAGUGACGAUCGUCGAGCCAGACGGUGACACCGAGCGGGAGACGCCGAUCCCCCAGCAGUUCAUCACCCGUCGGCAGAGUGAGGAGGCGGCUGCGGCUGCUCGUACGGAAACGGCGCACCGGUGGGUCACGGAGCCGCUCAAACAUUCGGGCGCUGAAUGA